Messenger RNA from Oncorhynchus gorbuscha (pink salmon), 3726 nucleotides. RefSeq names its product dephospho-CoA kinase domain containing (gene dcakd). Gene Ontology annotation, molecular function: ATP binding; dephospho-CoA kinase activity. NCBI's taxonomy places the organism in Eukaryota, Metazoa, Chordata, Actinopteri, Salmoniformes, Salmonidae. The record is from RefSeq and is a predicted model, not a curated record. Bases 345 to 1034 code for a protein of 229 amino acids. The transcript has 5 exons. Gene Ontology annotation, biological process: coenzyme A biosynthetic process.
GGACAGCGAUCUGGUGUGGUCUACGGUGGAUUAGUUAUAAAAAUCGUUGACCUAACGUAACCGAACACUGUCAACUUUCGUCAAGCUGGGCUUGUAUUGCGCUGAAAUCGUCGACAACGGUAUGCGUAAUGUCUGUGGCCGAGAUGGCAGUGACUGUGCAGACUUAUUGGAGCAAAUAGGUAUGGUUUUGAAAACGUGUUAUCAAACAAGAACAAGACUUGUCAACAACUGACGUCAGCUAGCGAGCUAACGUUAUAGCUGCAGUGCAGUCUCUUGGACCGGAUUGCCCUAACGUUACCCCUGCACACUUUUUAAUUGAAAGAAAGGACUAUUGAGGUCAAAAGAUGUUUUUGGUGGGGUUGACGGGAGGAAUCGCCUCAGGGAAGAGCACUGUGUCCUCUCUGCUGCGAGAGCUUGGCUGCCCCAUUAUCGAUGCCGAUGUGGUGGCUAGAAAAGUGGUGGAACCCCACAGUCCGGCCUACUGCCGGAUCGUGAAGCACUUUGGCCCCGAGAUCCUGCUGGAAAAUGGAGAGAUUGACCGGCAGAAGCUGGGUCAGCUCAUCUUCGCCAGCGAGGACAAGCGGCGCCUGCUUAACUCCAUCACCCACCCAGAGAUCCACAAGGCCAUGCUCAAACAGAUCUUCUUUUUCUUCCUCCGAGGUUAUCGCUACGUGGUGCUAGACGUGCCCCUGCUCUUCGAGACGAGGCGUCUCACCCGCUUCCUUAACCACACUGUGGUGGUGUACUGUGACCCGGCCACCCAGCUGUCGCGCCUCAUGAACCGGGACGGGCUGACCCAGGAGCAGGCGGAGCAGCGUGUGGCUGCCCAGAUGCCCCUAAAUGAGAAGCGGGGAUUGGCCAGUCACGUGGUGGAAAACUCGGGCAGCCGCGAGGACACCCAGCGCCAGGUGCUGCGGCUACACACCACGCUCGAGGACUCUAUGGAGUUCCUGCUGGCCAGGGCCAUCGCCAUAGCGACCGCUGCCGGCCUGGGCGGACUACUUCUAUACGCCGCCAAAUUGCUGGCGUCUUAGCGAAUGGAGUGAGAGUUAGACGAGAGUCGCCCUCCUAUGGCAAUGCAGUGUUGAAUUGUGAUUGAGAUUGCGGCACUUUGAUCUUAAGCCAUAGCACGUAACCGACCAAUGGGCCCAGCACGUGUGGUGAGAGGUCCUAUGGUCGGUUAUGUGUUAUGGCUUGAGUUGAAAGUUCGCAAGCAGUUUGUACUUAGAAAGUGGUCAAGUAACGUGAGAUGUUUUCUUGUGUAAAUUCCUUGUUGCUCUUUGAAUGCUACAGGAAACAGUGAACACCUAGGUUUCCUUGGUUUGCAUUUUAAAAGCCAAUAAGUUAUUUGGGAAAAUAUUUUUGGAGUCACUAGACUGCUUUUUUUUAAAGCAAAUAUAUUUUCUGUAUGAGAUAUCUGGACAGAAUAGUUUAGCAUGGGCUGAGAAGCAAUGCUGGUGAUGUAAGAAUGUUUUUAGCUCAUUGUGCCUAUUUGUUUUACAUUUUAAAGGGAUAGUUCACUGAAAUUGCAUAUUUACCUUUAGUGAGUGGUCUAUGGACCUGGAGAGUCAGCGACCGAAGAUUUUGAUUUCUUAAAAUGAAAUGUUAUUUUUUGCGUACACAGUUUAACAAGUGCUAUAUAGUGGGUGCAGCGAUAUGCUUAUGUUCCUAUCGAUCGGUGCAGUAAAUUUCAACAAGCACACAAUAAUCGCAAAUUUAUUUUAAAAAUGUUUUAUGUAGUACAGCAAUGGAUGUAUAAAUAGUAUGUCAAUAUUAUUAAAGUGACCAGUGGUCAUUGACUAUGUAGUAGUCCCUAAGAUGCAGGCUAGAGUACCCGGUGGUGGCCAGCUACUGAUAGUGACUGAGGGGCAGAGUAGGGUAGUGGGCAGAUAGCACAGUACUGGGUGGAGGCCAUCUAGUGGUGGCUAUUUAACACUCAGUCUCUCGGUCCCAGCUUUGAUGUACUGUCUCUGUCUUCUAGAUGGUAGCGGGGUGAACAGUCCGUGGCUCGGGUGGCUGAGGUCCUUGAUGAUGAUCUUGGCCUUCCUGUGACACCGGGUGCUGUAGAUAUCCUGGAGGGCAGGCAGGGUAACCCCGAUGGUGCGUUGGGCUGACCGUACCACCCCUAGAGUGCCCUGCUGUUAUCGACGGUACAAUUGCCGUACCAGGCGGUUAUACUGCCUGACAGGAUGCUCUCGAGUGCAUCUGUAGAUGUUUGUAAGGGACUUAGGGAUUGAAGAGGCGUUGUUGCGCCUUCACCACAAAGUUGGUGUGAAGGGUUCAUUUCAGGUCUCUGUCAAUUUGGAUGGGGGUGUGCUAUGCUGUCUCCUGUAGUUCACGAUCAGCUCCUGUCCACGAUCAGCUUUUGUUGACGUUGAGGAAGAGGUAUGGUCAGAUUUCCGAAGGGAGGUUAGGGCCUUGUAGCCAUCAAGGAAGGGAGAGUAGCAAUGAACAAGAAUUUUCGCACCAUGAGUAGCAAAGAUGUUGAUAGCAUUAGUGUUAACGGUGUUGGAUACUGUUAGAUUCUGCGUUAAACUUGGAACAUUGUUAUAGUAUCUAAGGAGUGAAAGAGACUGGUUUUUACAUCAGAAGUUAAUGGUUAUCUGUAGGAGCCAGAUGGCUUUGGAAUGUAUUGGAUGGACGGGAAGAAGUCACAGGAGUGCUACUGGGGAUACAGAUGAACUGUGGAUUAGGCAAAUGAGGGGUUGAGGUAAGGUCAGAUCCCCUUAAGGGAGAAAUUAUGGUUUAUUACCCUAUUACUUAGUCUUCCUGUUGAACCAUAGAAUAUGUAAGGAUUUGAGAGAAGGAGGAGUGCCUAAAUUGGAGUUUAUAUACUUGUGGUGGUGGAAACAUGUUUUAUCUGAAUGCAGCUGUAUUGACCCUCUGGGCUUUCAUAAUGUGUGUUUUUACUCUGAGAAUUAGAACCUAACAACACAAAGCAAUGGGAAUGGUAGGGAAUUGGAAUGAAGUGACUGAGUUGAUUUGGGAAUGCUUCGAUCAUGCUACCAUGGCUCGUAUAAGUCUUAUUAUUUUGCACGCAACAAUGCUAAUGCUAAUAUGUGAGAAAGUAAACUCCCAGGUUCCAUCGAUGACUUCCUAUUUAUCAAUAAAAUUAGGUACAUUUGUGAUUUAGGAUAAAUAUAAUUUUAAGGAUGGGGUAACUAUGUAAUAUGGAUAAAGUGGGGCGGCAGCGUAGCCUAGUGGUUAGAGCGUUGGACUAGUAACCGGAAGGUUGCGAGUUCAAACCCCCGAGCUGACAAGGUACAAAUCUGUCGUUCUGCCCCUGAACAGGCAUUUAACCCACUGUUCCCAGGCCGUCAUUGAAAAUAAGAAUGUGUUCUUAACUGACUUGCCUGGUUAAAUAAAGGUUAAUUUUUUUUUUUUUAAGUAAUCAGCUUUUAAAAUAUUUGAUUGACUCUGUGAUGACGCUAGAAUGAAGACAUAGGUGAUGUAUUCAACAAUCCACUUUUCAAACUAAAGAGUUUUCUAAACGGUCGAAGGAAUGAAGAUGAAGAUUUCCUGGAUGCCACUGUGUCUUUUCUAACACUUACAGUAUCUUCUGUACUUUUUCAGUCAACUCUAGUUUUUUUUUUUUUUUUACAUCCGCACACAUGAGGAACUAAAAGAUUUUAUCGGUUUUAUCAGCUGCUGUAAAAAAAAAGUCAAAGAAGAAUGUCAAUGAUCUAUUAUCCAUGUCUGAAAAUAAACAGAACUAUAUUACUACAA